AUGUUUUAGUUGUCCAGCAGCUGAGUUGAUUGGGGUUCAGUUCUGCCCCCCUGUGGGUAAAGUAACCACCGCAUGGGAGUUAGUAUCCAGCCACCAAGGUUAGUCAUUAACCUUGUCUUCUCAGUCACCGAAGAAAGCCGACAGUAGCACUCUGUCCGAGGCAUGCUGCCGCUCAACCGUCACAUCUUACCAUGGGCGACUGGAACAACUGUGCACGUGAGCGGGCUUUGUCCACAGAGGACGGUGUUACUGUAGUGUUUCACAAAGUUGACAGCCAUGACGACGACGACGAGAGUGGCGACGAUAAGCGGACAACAGCGAGGAUUCACUUUCAAAGAAAUUGCCAUGUGUUGCGUGACGACAACGAUGAUGAUGAUGAUGAUGCUGAGAAUGCGAGGGGAAGCGAAAAUUCACCGGAAAGCGGCAAGAAGAAAACGCUAUGCCCACCGCGGUUUUGCGUCACAGGCAAGCCCGCGUCUCGAGACGGAAUCCCACGUGAAGACUCCGAGAAACCAAAGAGAUGUCUAGGUCUUGGUUUGUUCUAUGCUUUCCUGUCCACAGUUUUCUUCUCCAUCGUUGCGCUCUUGGUGAAAACCAUCAAGGGAGUCCACGCCAUAGAGAUCAGCGCCAUACGCUGCUUCUUCCAGAUGCUCUUUACUAUGCCGUUACUCAUCUACCACAAGACAGGUUUCCUUGGUCCCAAAGACCAACGUAUAUAUCUGGUGCUUCGGGGUUUCAUUGGUUCCAAUGCCAUGAUCCUGCUCUUCUAUGCUGUUCACCAGAUGCCGCUAGCGGACGCCACAGUCAUCAUGUUCAGUAAUCCAGUCUUUACCUCCAUCCUGGCCUGGAUCUGCCUGAAGGAGAGAUGUACACUCUGGGACUGUGUCUUCACUGUUUUUACCAUCACUGGAGUCCUGCUCAUCGCUCGACCACCAUUCCUCUUCGGCGAGCGUCAACGGGGCAUCGAGGGCGAACACAAUAACCACAUCAAGGGGACUAUUGCUGCCUUUGCAGGAGCUAUUGGGGCUGCGUUUACAUUUGUUGUCCUUCGCAAGAUGGGGAAGAGCGUCCAUUACUACCUCUCCGUCUGGUACUACGCUGUCAUCGGCUUCAUCGAGUGCGUCAUCACUGUAUCCGCCCUCGGGGAGUGGACAAUCCCGUCCUGUGGCCGCGACCGCUGGCUGCUGAUACUGAUUGCGGUCCUGGGUAUGGCCGGGCAGGUCUUCCUCACAAAGGCCCUGCAGAUUGAGAAGGCUGGACCUGUGGCCCUGAUGAGGACUAUCGACGUGGUGCUGGCGUUCAUCUUCCAAUUUAUUUUCCUCAACCAAUCACCGACCCUGUGGAGCCUCGGAGGGGCGCUGUGCAUAGUGCUGAGCACUAGUGGAGUAGCAUUUCAGAAGUGGUACAGCAACUCUCGCAAGAGCCGAGAAGCAACAUAGAGUACUUUGAUUUUUACCUCGGAAUAUGCUGGUAGCGUAAAGCACAAUGUAUUUCCAUCAAAUGUUUAGGUAAACAUUUGUUUUAGGAAUUUAUAAGCCCUUCAAAAUAAACUGGUUGUAGGGGUUGUAAACUAUACUUUAAUACUAUUUAUUUGGCUAUUUCUGUAACAUAUUUCAUCCACAUAUUGAAUAAGAUGUAUAUAUUUCUGUAUACUGAUUGAUUAUAUUUAGUAUACUAUGAUUUAAUAAUAAAAUUCUUUAUGAAUA
Messenger RNA from Cottoperca gobio, 1706 nucleotides. It is a transcript of the gene slc35g1, whose product is annotated as solute carrier family 35 member G1. Gene Ontology annotation, cellular component: plasma membrane; endoplasmic reticulum membrane. Gene Ontology annotation, biological process: regulation of cytosolic calcium ion concentration; calcium ion export across plasma membrane. The record is from RefSeq and is a predicted model, not a curated record. The transcript has 6 exons. The coding region runs from base 192 to 1439 and encodes 415 amino acids. NCBI's taxonomy places the organism in Eukaryota, Metazoa, Chordata, Actinopteri, Perciformes, Bovichtidae.